Messenger RNA from Oxyura jamaicensis (ruddy duck), 430 nucleotides. RefSeq names its product gonadotropin releasing hormone 1 (gene GNRH1). Gene Ontology annotation, molecular function: gonadotropin hormone-releasing hormone activity. Lineage: Eukaryota; Metazoa; Chordata; Aves; Anseriformes; Anatidae. Gene Ontology annotation, cellular component: extracellular region. The record is from RefSeq and is a predicted model, not a curated record. Gene Ontology annotation, biological process: multicellular organism development. The coding region runs from base 92 to 370 and encodes 92 amino acids. The transcript is spliced from 4 exons.
UUAUAUAAAAGCAAGGCAACAAGCAAACUCACAGGACGUUUUCCAACGGGGAAGAGGUGGAGUGAUUCUGCAACCUCUCUCAGCAAGCAGCAUGGAGAAGUCCAGGAAGGCCUUUGUUGGUAUCCUCCUGUUUACGGUGUCUGUGGAAAUCUGCUUGGCUCAACACUGGUCUUAUGGCCUGCAACCAGGAGGAAAAAGGGACGCGGACAAUCUGGGAGAAGCGCUUCAAGAGAUUGCAAAUGACGUGGAAAAAUUAGGGGAAGUGCAGAAGACGGAAUGCCCUGGCUCGUAUCAGCGUCCCAGAUUCAGUGAUCUGAAGGAAGCCAUGGCAAGUCUGAUUGAAGGAGAAGCCAGACGAAAGAAGAUUUAAACCCACAAAGCCAAAGGAACAACGGACCCAGAAUAAAAUUUCAAAGCAACGUUAAAACCA